This is a messenger RNA of Hirsutella rhossiliensis, 501 nucleotides long. RefSeq names its product condensation domain-containing protein. Gene Ontology annotation, biological process: amino acid activation for nonribosomal peptide biosynthetic process; secondary metabolite biosynthetic process. Gene Ontology annotation, molecular function: phosphopantetheine binding; catalytic activity. The record is from RefSeq and is a predicted model, not a curated record. The coding region runs from base 1 to 501 and encodes 166 amino acids. The transcript has a single exon. NCBI's taxonomy places the organism in Eukaryota, Fungi, Ascomycota, Sordariomycetes, Hypocreales, Ophiocordycipitaceae. Gene Ontology annotation, cellular component: cytoplasm.
AUGAACUACUGGCAACGGAACCUACAGGGCUUCGACUCAGCUCCCUUCCCACCAACUAUGCCGUCGGUCGAGCAGCCUGUCGCAGACGCGGCUAUUGCGCACAGCUUUGCCACUCCAAGCGGUAACCACGGAUACAUCACAGCAUCCAUACUCAUCCGGGCGGCGUUGGCCUUAGUCGUCGCACGAAUGGCCGACUCAAAUAAUAUCAUCUUCGGCUCUACCCUACACGGUCGUAAUACGGCCGUAACCGGCCUAGAUAAAAUGGUGGCCCCGGCAAUUGCGACGGUCCCAGUGCGCGUGAGGUUCUACAGCACCCAGUACGUGUCCAGCUAUCUCCAGGUCAUUACACAGGAAGCGGCCAAGGUAAUGCCCUAUGAGCAAACGGGUCUACAGAGGAUCGCCGCCGUAUCUUCUAAUGCAGAGAAGGCCUACAAGUUCCAGACCCAUGUCGUCAUUCAACCCGAGGAUUGCAUCCAGGGCAAAAGCCUUCUAGGCCAGUAG